Molecule: messenger RNA, 1017 nt
Organism: Aphanomyces astaci
Lineage: Eukaryota; Oomycota; Saprolegniomycetes; Saprolegniales; Verrucalvaceae
Exons: 3
Coding region: 1-1017 (338 amino acids)
Molecular function (GO): nucleic acid binding
Source: RefSeq, a predicted model, not a curated record
AUGCUGGAGAACCACGUGGAGCACAUAUCAUCGCACAAUGAUGUUGUGAGGACUGAAAGGAACCUUAAACCGACGGAGCGUCGCGCGGUGUUCGAGCAGCUGCUAGAACGAUCCAUUGGUGGAAAGCUCCCGUACGGAGCAAUCCGAGAUGUGGCACGUGUGUACUGUUGCCAUUCUCGAACAAUUGUACGCAUUUGGAAGCAAGGACGACUCUCUCAAAGCCGCAACCAUGGACUUGCGGAUGUCGCGGCAAAAAUGAAGGGAAAUUCUGGACGCAAGAAAACCCGGACCGCCGAGGAAAUCAAAGCCGCUGUUCAAGGGGUCCCUCAAUACCAUCGGCAGACGUUGCGAGCGUUAGCUGCGAAUUGCCAUGUACCAACGACUACCCUCGUCCGCCACAUGAAGGAGCACGGGAAGCUGAAGGCCCGGAGCAGCUACGUCAAGCCCAUGCUGACAGAAGAGAACAUCGGCACAAGGCUUGCCUUCGUGAAGAGCUUCCUGCGACCCUUGUCAGGUGGGACCAUUGGCUUCUCCAAUAUGCACGAUUUGGUGCAUAUUGAUGAAAAAUGGUUCUACCUGACAAGAGUCAAAAAGAAGUUCUAUGUCUAUGACGACGAAGAAGUUGCAGCAAGGUUCGUCAAGUCGAAGAGCUUCAUUACCAAGGUCAUGUUUCUGGGCCGCGGGUUCUUUAACUCUAUUCAAAGUCUACAGCAUCAAAAAUGCACUCGAACCAUCGAGGAACUUAUUGAUGCUGUCAAAACCGCGUUCUUUGAGUUGCCAAUGGACACUGUAUCAAAAACAUUCAUAACGUUGCAAAAAGUGAUGCAAAUGUCUAUGGAAAUGCUGGGAAGCAACAACUACAAACUUCCACGCAUGAAAAAGGACGCUACCAUUGCCAACUUUGCCGCGUAUAAUGUUCAAUGUGAUGCAUCGAGUCUUGAAGGCGCACUUCUUCACUUGGAUCUACGCCUUGGAGAUGAGUCUCAACUUGAGGAUCUGGUCAAUUCGCACGAAUAA